This is a messenger RNA of Conger conger (European conger), 4315 nucleotides long. It is a transcript of the gene mtmr1a, whose product is annotated as myotubularin related protein 1a. Gene Ontology annotation, biological process: phosphatidylinositol dephosphorylation. The record is from RefSeq and is a predicted model, not a curated record. The transcript is spliced from 18 exons. Gene Ontology annotation, molecular function: phosphatidylinositol-3,5-bisphosphate 3-phosphatase activity. Lineage: Eukaryota; Metazoa; Chordata; Actinopteri; Anguilliformes; Congridae. Bases 231 to 2339 code for a protein of 702 amino acids.
CGCAGAAUGGCUGCGUCUUGCUGUGGUGUUUCAGAACGCUAGCUUGCUACAAACACAGGAAGCGCACGCACCGCAAGCGCUGAUAGUCUCUGCCAAAAACUAAAUUGGGUGGAGGAGGGGAAAGGAACAACGCUAGGACUUCCUGAAAACGUCAGUUCUUUUGGGGUCAAUUCAGAUUUAUCAGCAAAGAGAAGCAAACAAAACAUUAAGAGGAAGGAUCUGGGAAAAAAAUGGAAAAGCAAUCGAGCGCAGGCGGCUACGGAGCCGAUGGUCUUGCACACCCAGUGGUUCCGAGCAGAAAGCCUUCCCGACCCAUAGGAAGCAACAGUGGAUCAAGACAGCCGAGCUUUGAAGCUUUGGACAGCCCCACAGGGUCACAUGUGGAGUGGUGCAAACAGCUUAUCGCAGCCACCAUCUCCAGCCAGAUCUCCGGUUCUGUCCCUCCAGACCCUGUGUCCCGUGACUUCAAGGUUGGAAGGAGGACAGAUCCAAGGGUUUCCAAGAGGCAAGAUCUGAGGUCCCAGGACUCUGGUGACGGGGCGAAUGGCUAUCACUCCGACAGCGACACUGAGCGCGCUCCUCACACCUCGGCACUGAGAGACGGGAACAAGCAGGCCCAAAUGGAGGAGGCACCGCGCGUCCCUGGGGAGUCCAUUAAAGCCAUUGCUAAAGAUGUGAUGUACAUCUGCCCAUUUACCGGAGCUGUAAGUGGUACACUGACAGUCACAGACUACAAGCUGUACUUCAAGAGCCUGGAACGGGACCCGCCCUUCAUCCUGGAUGUCAACAUGGGAGCCAUCAGCCGCCUGGAGACCAUCGGAGUGCAGAGUCAUGGGGAGAACACCCGGGGCAUGGAGAUUGUGUGCAAGGACAUGAGGAACCCCAGGUUUGCCUAUAAGAAGGAGGAACAAAGUAAACUGGAAAUCUUUGAGAUGCUGACCAAGCACGCCUUCCCCCUCUCCAAUGACCUGCCACUGUUUGGCUUCCUGUACAAGGAGACAUUCCCAGAGGAUGGGUGGAAAGUGUACGAUCCUGCCACUGAGUACAAGCGACUGGGCCUGCCCAAUGAGAGCUGGACCAUCAGUAAGAUCAACAGCAGCUAUGAGGUGUGUGACACCUACCCUGCCCUGUUGGUCGUGCCCACCAGUAUUCAGGAUGACGAGCUGAGGAGGGUAGCCUCAUUCAGAGCCAAGCAUCGCAUACCAGUGCUCUCCUGGAUCCACCCGGAGACACAGGCCACCAUCGUGCGCUGCAGCCAGCCCCUGGUCGGCCCCACGGACCGGCGCUGCAAGGAGGAUGAGCGCUACCUGCAGACCAUCAUGGACGCCAACGCACAGUCGCACAAGCUCACCGUCUUCGACGCCCGGCAGAGUAGCAUGGCUGAUACCAACAAGGCCAAGGACGGGGGCUACGAGAGUGAGAGCUUUUACCCAAAUGUGGAGCUCAACUUCCUGGAGAUCCCAAACAUGCAUGUUAUGCGGGAGUCUCUGCGGAAGCUGAAGGAAGUGGUGUACCCCACCAUCGAUGAAGCGCACUGGCUCUCCUCUGUGGAUUCCACACACUGGCUGGAGUACAUCAGGCUGCUGUUGGCAGGAGCGGUGCGCAUCGCAGAUAAGCUGGAGUCUGGGAAGACGUCGGUGGUGGUGCACUGCAGUGACGGCUGGGACCGCACGGCCCAGCUCACCUCUCUGGCCAUGCUGAUGCUGGACAGCCACUACCGCACCCUGAGGGGCUUCCAGGUCCUGCUGGAGAAGGAGUGGGUCAGCUUCGGACACAAGUUCGCCGCGCGCGUGGGACACGGGGAUGAGAACCACGCCAACUCAGAGCGCUCUCCUCUCUUCGUGCAGUUCAUAGACUGCGUCUGGCAGGUGAUGCGACAGUUUCCUGCUGCCUUCGAGUUCAAUGAGCUUUUCCUCAUCACAAUCCUGGACCACCUCUACAGCUGUCUGUUUGGUACAUUCCUGUACAACAGUGAGCAGGAGCGAGUUAACCAGGAGGUGCCAAGUAAGACCGUUUCCCUGUGGUCCUACAUUAACAGCCAGGCAGAGGACUUCACCAACCCCUUCUACAUCAACUAUGAGGACCACGUGCUGUACCCCGUGGCCAGCCUGCGCCACCUGGAGCUGUGGGUCAGCUACUAUGUCCGCUGGAACCCCCGCAUGAGGCCGCAGAUGCCAGUGCACCAGAGCCUGAAGGAGAUGCUGGUUCUGAGGGCAGAGCUGCAGAGAAGGGUGGAGGAACUGCAGAGAGAAGCGUCUUCAUCCCUCUCCAUCUCCUCUUCCUCAGACCACGCCACUUCCCCCUCCCACACGAGCACGCCCUUGCACACUACUGUCUGAGCAUGGACAUGCUUAUAUGUACACACACACACACACACACACACUCACAUUUAUAUGUACACACACACAAGCACAGUGAACACACUCUAUAUAUGCCAUUUACUUUGCGCAUGAUAGGUGUCGGAAAUUAUAUAUAUUUUUUCUAUUGAAUUUUGAUGAACUUAUAAAAGUUGUACUGAUACAUUAUUCCUACAGGUAAAAAGGAAUAGGCUAUAUUUAUAUUAGUUCAGAAAUUUGAUUAAAACCAUUUCAACUUGUUAUUUAACACUGUAUUCCUGACUUGUACAUAUGAAUAGAUGAAUAUAUUUGUAGUUAUAUUGACAAAAAUCACCUGCAGAUUAGUUGGAAUGGCAGAAGGACAUAUAAUGAAGUUUUAAAGUCACCAAACCAUGGAAAAGGAAUUUUCAAAAUUCUGUUUUAAUUUUGGAUAGAUUGGGGCCUAAAAUAACUUAAUUAUUUAAGCAUGUUUAGUGUAGCAAACUGAUAGUUAAGAUGAAAAAAUAAAGUGACCUGCAAAUAUGACUGAUACUAGCCUGCACAAGCGGACCCUUCUGGAAAGCACUUUCUCUCUGUUUGUCUAGAGGGGAGGCGCUUUCUCUUUAGACUGGAUUAUCUGGAUUACUCCAGAAGAAGAGUGUGGUGAUGUUCUUGAAGAAGGUAUUCCAUAUUAACUUCAGUAGUGACACACCAAUCUGCCCCAUUUCCCACCCCAAGUACCCCUAUGAUCCUGAUACCUGUUCAAAAUCUCAAUAACUGCAUUCUGGGUACUGCAGUGACUGCAUAAUAUUGUAUGACCAUUCUCAUGGGUGUUUACCUUUUUAUGGUUUUUAAUGAAACGAGUGAAUAUUAUGCAUCUGAGUCGGCCAUAACCCUCUUCAGUAUUUUGCUUAUUUGUUUUAUGACGUUUGCUGUCGUAUGUUAGCGCAGACACCAGCAAUCUCCAUCAGGAGGUGAAAGUUCAUCAUGGCAGCCAACUGCAGUCUUAAGGGCAAAACGUAUGUCCUGCACUGUGCGUUAUGAUGCCACUAGACCACGGCACAGCCAGGCCGGGGGCAUAAUUAAGUAUUUUAUCUUAUUAUUGUAUUAUUUGUAUGAAGGAGAUUCUGUUCAAAGUGUUUUCAUUUUUACACUUUCCUGCCACCACAUUAAUCCAAGUCAUUGUCAGUGUUCUGUCUGGAAGGUCCUGUUACUGUAUCAAUUUUUUUUAUUUACCAAUCAGAUAUCUCCAGGUAUAUAUUAAUGGAACAAUUUUGACAUUUGAAAAUAAUUUGUUUCAGCCAGAUGCUGGUAUGUUGAGAAGUGAAUGACAAGCUUGUACGUUGAUUUUUAAGGAACAAGUCGCUUAAUAACGAUGUGUAAUCCCUUUACACACAACAAAAUUUGUGCUUAUCCUGUGUUAUUCCCUAGAUGUUGGCAUGUAUUUAUUGGGACUUUUUAAGAGUGGGAUUUUGUAAAUAAUUUAUGUAUUCAUCCAUUCGACCGUGAAGUGCUUACAUUUUCUGUCGUUUUUUAAUAAGUGCUGUGUUUUAAUUAGGCCUUAAUGUUAUUUGAUAAUUUGUUCUCAUCCAAGGUAAUGGCUAUUUGCUUAAUAAAUGUCAGUAAUUUCUAUAACUGGUAUGUGAAAGCGAAACCCGCUGUGCCUCUGAUGGUGCUCGAUUUUAAUUUUGGCGUUAAUUUAGUCUAUUAUCUUCUCUGUUAUGCGAUGGUCCUCCAAUGUGAAAUUAGUUCAAGAACCACCAGUUGUAAACAGUGUGUUUAAGUGUUAUGCCCGGCUUGCGUAGAUGUCAUUUUAAUGUGCUUCUGUAUACAUGUAGCUUCCGCUUGCUGUUGCUUUUUUUGCAGGUACGUUUUUAUUUUAGGGGUGUUUUGUUGUCUCUCCCUGGUAUAUUUAUGGUGUAAUAUGAAAAUGUGCCAUUCCUUUUACACAUUUCUGAAAACUUCAAACAUUCCUUCAAAUAAAAAUGAGUUUAAAACUA